Arabis nemorensis is the source of this 1251-nucleotide messenger RNA. Lineage: Eukaryota; Viridiplantae; Streptophyta; Magnoliopsida; Brassicales; Brassicaceae. The record is from the annotation of a GenBank genome assembly.
AUGGAUACACAUUUAACGAAUAUCGAGUCAUAUCUUGCAACUAUGCAAGCUCCAAUCCAGAUGCUCAAUGCACGAAACCAAACGGCCGAAGAUUAUGAGCGUGAAUCUUGGUUAAAGUUGAAUGAACUAGAAGACAUAGAGAAAUUUACAGAUUUUUGGUUGACAGGUUACGAUCGGUCUGGUACAURUCGUGGUAGUCCAUGGAAACGUCAARURAYUGGUUCGAYUGGACCAAGUAGUAGAYGAURCYUUGGUAGCGGAUCAGGUUCUCCAGGCGUAGGAGGAUUUGCCCAAUUUGGUGSUGCUGGCUUUACAAACAUUGGAGGGACUUCAAAUCUGGGUGGUGCUGACUUUACAAACAUUGGAGGGACUUCGAAUCUGGGUGGUGCUGGUUUUUCAAAUACUGUGGGUGGUGCUGGUUUUUCACAUUUUGGUGGUUCUGGCUCGCCAAACCAAUUCAGAUCAAGACACYYAUUUCAAGUUCCAAACUCCAACCCAGAAGUUAAUGUAUCUCCAAAUCCUAGGGUUGUCUCUGGUGAAGGUUUGGCGUUUAGGCCUGCGUCUGCAGCAGAGUUACUCGACCGUUUUAAUUUGUCCGACUUUAAUCGCUCAGUUUCUCGCAUUAUCGAGUUACAUUCGCACGGAUUACAUAAUCUCACAGAAGAUGAGUUACUUGAGCUAAUUUGUCUUGAGCACAUGGAUAUCAUGGAAACACUCUUUCGGCCUGUUAUAGAUUACUAUAACAAGUAUUAUCGUCGACAACCAAUGGGGACUGAAUGGGGAUUAGGAUGGUGCAACAUUCAGACAAGGAUUUACAACUAUCCAAGAGAUUUCUUACAUCUCUUGAGAAUGCGCAUCGAGGUGUUCACACGGCUAUGUGAGAUAUUACGUACAGAGUAUGGAAUAAAAUGCACAAAAAACAUAUCUGUAGAAGAAACUGUGGRGAUGUUUCUUGUGAUAUGUGGUCAUAACAUGACCCAACAUUCAGCAGGGCUUUUGUUUGGACGGGCACAAGAGACAGUUGGACGUAAAUUCAAAGAGUGCCUAAAAGCAUGCACGAAACUGUCUGGUAGAUUGCUUAGGAAGCAGACUCCCGAACAACUCCGGCAGACAUUGAUUUUGAUGAUGCUUUGCAUACUACUGCAAUCCCGCGAGAACAUAUUAAUAACAAUGGAGAAAGUGGAGAAAGUGCAGAAGAAGACUUUCUACAUAAUCAAGAGAGAACAACAGCAGGAACUCGUAUGCAGAUAA